Messenger RNA from Suillus clintonianus, 1095 nucleotides. RefSeq lists its product as uncharacterized. Gene Ontology annotation, molecular function: RNA binding. NCBI's taxonomy places the organism in Eukaryota, Fungi, Basidiomycota, Agaricomycetes, Boletales, Suillaceae. The transcript has 5 exons. Bases 242 to 940 code for a protein of 232 amino acids. The record is from RefSeq and is a predicted model, not a curated record.
CAAUCCGCCAUUCAAUUCAAGUCCACAAACUCAGCCUGAGGCUAAACUCUCAUUGUUUAUGCUUCAAGCCACUGACACAGGCUCCCGUCCAUAAUGUUGUGGAAAUUAACUUGCUUGAGCCCCAUUCCGUCUCUCAAUACAUUUAAAAGGCUGCUCGAUCUGACACUCAACUGCCAGCUCUCAGACGAACGCCAAAACCCAUAAACUUCAAGACCUUAGAUUCAUUCACACAUAAGCCAUCAUGAUGCUUUACCACUGCCAUAGCAUAAACUCUGAUGACACUCCUGCUCACAACUCAGAGGCAAAAUCCAUGCCCAAGUCUAAAAAAGUAACAAGCUCGCGGAGAAAUGACGCCAAGCCGACGCGCAUCAAUCCUGCGCGAGCGCAGAAACAGAACCAACGCGUUGUCGAUGCUAUCAAGAAGCAUCACAAACAACGACGACGCGAGCCUAUGCACAUAUUUGUUGGCAAUCUCGGCAAAACAGUCGACGAAGGCACUAUUGAAGAAUACUUCAGCCACUGUGGCAAAAUUCUCUCUGUUGAGAUUCGCUGCAGCGGUGGUCUGGCAAUGACGAUUGGUCGCCCAGAUCCAGCAUAUAUUGCCCAAUAUUCUGUUAGGCAGUACGCUAUGAUCACAUUUAUUGACGCAUCAGCUGGCAAUAAAGCUUUGGACCUCAAUGGGUCUCGUCUUCAAUUAGGCGAUCAAUCUACGGAACUUGUGGUCACUCGCAGCGCUGGUGAUCUUCCAGAAGUAUUUGAAAAGGUCCAGCAGCGUCUUGAACAAUAUCGAGCUCGUAAUGGAUUUGCUGAUGCGAGGCGUGCCCGCCAAAGCGCAAUUAGGACUCUGAAGCUCCAACCCACCAUUUUAUUAGAAACUCCCGGAGACAAACACCCGCGCGGGAAGAUCUUUGGCUUUUCUUUCCCUUUGCCCCUCUUUUGACUCUUCCAUGUACCUUUGUUUCAAUGAUGUCGCCAUUUUUUGUUUCUUUCACGCUGUCUUGGCUUCCAAUGUACCUAUGCCGUAUGCCCAACAUGCCAAUACACAACAUGUAUUAUGGUUGGCGAUGAGACGCCCUGAAUGUAAGGCAUUGACAC